Messenger RNA from Cucurbitaria berberidis CBS 394.84, 1418 nucleotides. RefSeq lists its product as uncharacterized. The record is from RefSeq and is a predicted model, not a curated record. Lineage: Eukaryota; Fungi; Ascomycota; Dothideomycetes; Pleosporales; Cucurbitariaceae. The coding region runs from base 144 to 1160 and encodes 338 amino acids. The transcript has a single exon.
ACAUCCAUGGCGCAUCCAGAUUGUGUUGCAAACCAUACCAAAGUGACGGACCCACUACCAAACAUCGACACAGCAGCAAAUUAAAACAUAUUCCAUCCCUUCAUCUAUCGUUUACGUGCACCCACUGAUUUUUCCCACCAAAUAUGUGCAUGUACGUAUUCACUACAACAUCGAGGCGACCUUUUCUGAGAAAAUUGAUCUUGCGCAGCCCCUUCAAGCAAUCACUUAAAAUUCCCACCGCGCCUGUGAACGACCGCACUCGCCUACCCGAAUUCCUCUACAUCGUCGUCGACGACAUUGCAUUCCCCACAAUUGGCAGCUCAGAUGGCGCCCUCACCAUCCCGCGAAUUGACAGUCAUCUUACCAAGCGAGGAUUCAAAUGGAAUGAUAUUACGAAGCAGCGCAUUGAAACACACUUCAAGUAUAAGAGUGGGGAAGUAGAGACUUCAAGCUUUGCGUCCGCAUACGAAAGCGAAGCCACCGCGCUGAAGUUUCCACAAUCCACAUCCGUCCACAAACGCAAAGGUCGCAUUCUCCACGCAACAAAACUUAUUGUCGACACCGAUGGCCUAGUCCCUGCUUCUGCUUCAACGACGGGAGGGACGCAAAUACCGAUAUGGGUUGAGCAAGGCGCGUUGCCCAAGGUGCCGAAAGGUGUAUUGAACAUGACGCCAGCGGGAUUUGACGCUUUUGAAGCACGUGCGUGGAUAUGCUUAGACGAGGUAAGAGCUGUGCUGGGUUUGAAGGAUAGUGAUGGGGAGACGGGCGAGUGGUUGGCUUGUGGAUAUAUCCCUAGGGCAAGAGUUUGUGGGCAGGUGGUGCUGCAGGAAGAUACGACAAAGAAGAAGAGUCUGAAGGAUGAGGAGGUGGUGGAAGAUGUGAGCAGAACACGGAAGAAAGGAAAAGAGAAGGUAAGGCAGGAAGAAUAUACACCGCAAGUACCAGUUCGCACAAGCUCUCUGCGUUCGUUCCGUUCCGAUGAUACGAGUGAGAGGAAACGUGAGAACGCGCCAAAAGGAAGAUUGCCGCGACACCGGUCCUUUGACUCAAAAGAUAAGCAUAGUGUAAAGCUUGCGCGGUCUCUUCUCAAACAAGCUCUACUCAUGUCAGCAGAAGAGGUUGAGGUAAGAGGACUUGUCCGUCUGAUACUCAACGACUAAUUAAUGUCCUAGAUCAAGAGGCUUUUGCAGGAGACCAAAGACAUACAGAUCCCAAUAGAAGUGAAGAAAUCAGAGAGCCGACUGAAGCAACAUGCCAGUGCAGCAUUGCAGGACACGCCUGCCGAAACACCACCACAGGCAGAAAUAAAUGCGAACAAAGACAGGGCUGAUGACCGUUCGAUCAGUAGAGAAGCCCUCACUGAGUACCCUCUACGUAGGAGUAAAUCCCAAAGAACAGUCGCAUUUCAAGAUCCCGAC